AGAUGGCACCGGUACGUGGGGAUGGAAUGCGCGGACUGGCCGUGUUUAUAUCGGACAUCAGGAAUUGCAAAAGCAAAGAGGCGGAAAUCAAGCGCAUUAACAAGGAGCUGGCCAACAUCCGAAGCAAAUUCAAAGGCGAUAAAACGCUGGACGGCUAUCAGAAGAAGAAGUACGUCUGCAAGCUGCUGUUUAUCUUUCUGCUCGGCCAUGACAUCGAUUUCGGUCACAUGGAGGCGGUUAAUUUGCUUUCCUCCAACAAAUACUCGGAGAAACAAAUCGGCUAUCUGUUCAUUUCGGUGCUGGUAAACACGAACAGCGAUCUAAUCAAACUCAUCAUACAAAGCAUCAAGAACGAUCUGCAGUCGCGGAACCCGAUCCACGUGAACCUGGCACUGCAGUGUAUCGCCAACAUCGGCAGCCGUGAUAUGGCGGAAGCGUUCUCGAACGAAAUCCCGAAGCUGCUCGUAUCGGGCGACACGAUGGAUGUGGUGAAGCAAUCGGCCGCCCUUUGCUUGCUGCGCCUGUUCCGCACCUGUCCGGACAUUAUACCGGGUGGUGAAUGGACCAGCCGAAUUAUUCAUCUGCUAAACGAUCAGCAUAUGGGUGUGGUAACGGCGGCAACGAGUUUGAUCGACGCGUUGGUGAAGAAGAAUCCCGAAGAGUACAAGGGAUGCGUCAGCUUGGCCGUAUCGCGCCUGUCGCGCAUCGUAACGGCAUCGUACACGGAUCUGCAGGACUACACGUACUACUUUGUGCCGGCACCGUGGCUUUCGGUGAAGUUGCUGCGCCUGCUGCAAAACUAUAACCCACCGACGGAAGAUCCGGGUGUGCGAGGCCGGUUGAACGAAUGUUUGGAAACGAUUCUGAACAAAGCGCAGGAACCGCCGAAGAGCAAGAAGGUACAGCACUCGAACGCAAAGAAUGCGGUCCUAUUUGAGGCGAUCAAUCUAAUCAUACACAAUGAUAGUGAGCCGAGUUUGUUGGUACGCGCCUGCAACCAGCUCGGCCAAUUCCUGAGCAACCGCGAGACGAACCUACGCUAUCUGGCGCUGGAAUCGAUGUGCCAUCUGGCAACGUCCGAAUUUUCGCACGAAGCCGUCAAGAAGCAUCAGGAGGUGGUGAUUCUAUCGAUGAAGAUGGAGAAGGACGUUUCGGUGCGUCAGCAGGCGGUUGAUUUGCUGUACGCUAUGUGCGAUCGUUCGAACGCGGAAGAGAUUGUGCAGGAGAUGUUGAACUAUCUCGAAACGGCCGAUUAUUCGAUACGCGAGGAGAUGGUACUGAAGGUUGCUAUACUGGCGGAAAAGUAUGCGACCGAUUACACGUGGUACGUGGAUGUAAUUUUGAAUCUGAUUCGAAUUGCGGGCGAUUACGUCUCGGAGGAGGUCUGGUACCGCGUGAUUCAGAUCGUGAUCAAUCGCGAAGAGGUACAGGGCUAUGCGGCAAAAACCGUUUUCGAAGCACUUCAGGCACCUGCCUGUCACGAAAAUAUGGUUAAAGUCGGUGGCUAUAUAUUGGGCGAGUUUGGCAAUUUAAUUGCCGGUGAUUCCCGCUCCGCGCCGAUGGUACAGUUUAAGCUGCUUCACUCGAAAUAUCAUCUCUGUUCGUCGAUGACACGGGCGCUCCUACUAUCGACGUACAUUAAGUUUAUCAAUCUGUUUCCGGAGAUACGCGGUACCAUACAGGACGUGUUCCGGCAGCACAGCAAUUUACGGUCGGCGGAUGCCGAGUUGCAGCAGCGUGCGAGUGAGUACCUGCAGCUAAGUAUUGUCGCUUCCACCGAUGUGCUGGCAACAGUGUUGGAGGAGAUGCCGUCGUUCCCGGAGCGCGAAAGCUCUAUACUGGCGGUGCUGAAGAAGAAGAAACCGGGCCGGGUGCCGGAGAAUGCGGAGAUACGGGACAACAAGAGCCCGGUACCGAACAGUCACAAUGCUCACAACAAUGCUCAAACGAAUCACACUUCCAGUGCAAACAACGCGAAUGCAAGCUCGGAUUUGCUCGGACUAAGCACUCCACCAGCCAGCCAGUCUGGCACACUAAUCGAUGUGCUGGGAGACAUCUACAGUACAGCGAACGGUAACAGCAGUGUGGUUAAUAAUUCCAAAAAAUUCGUUUUCAAAAAUAAUGGUGUCCUGUUCGAGAAUGAGCUGCUACAGAUCGGUGUGAAGAGUGAAUUCCGCCAGAACCUCGGCCGGUUGGGCCUGUACUAUGGUAACAAAACGCAAACGGCAUUGCAAAACUUUGUGCCCACCCUUCAGUGGUCGGCCGAGGAUGCGCUAAAGCUGAACGUGCAGAUAAAGGCGGUAGAACCGACGCUCGAGGCGGGCGCUCAAAUCCAGCAGCUGCUAACGGCGGAAUGUAUCGAUCACUAUCUCGGUGCACCGUCGAUUAUCAUCUCGUUCCGGGUGAGCGGUGGUGCGCAGCAAAAAAUUACCGUCAAUCUACCGUUGACGAUCAACAAAUUCUUCGAGCCGACCGAGAUGAAUGCGGAAUCAUUCUUUGCCCGGUGGAGAAAUCUUGGCGGCGAACAACAAAGGGCGCAACGUGUGUUUAAGGCACAGCAACCGCUGGAUUUGCCCGGCGCACGCAACAAGCUAACCGGGUUCGGUAUGCAGCUGCUCGAUAGCAUCGACCCUAACCCGGACAAUAUGGUUUGCGCCGGGAUUAUACACACCCAGGCCCAUAAGGUUGGCUGUUUGCUGCGUUUGGAACCGAACAAGCAGGCACAGAUGUUCCGUUUGACUAUACGAUCUAGCUUAGAGGCAGUGACGCAAGAAAUUUGCGAUCUUCUGGUGGAUCAGUUCUAAAUCAAAUUCCGCCCCAACCCCCCAUCCCAUCAUAUUGU
This is a messenger RNA of Anopheles maculipalpis, 2842 nucleotides long. It is a transcript of the gene AP-2alpha, whose product is annotated as AP-2 complex subunit alpha. The coding region runs from base 3 to 2804 and encodes 933 amino acids. Lineage: Eukaryota; Metazoa; Arthropoda; Insecta; Diptera; Culicidae. Gene Ontology annotation, biological process: intracellular protein transport; clathrin-dependent endocytosis. Gene Ontology annotation, molecular function: clathrin-cargo adaptor activity. The record is from RefSeq and is a predicted model, not a curated record. Gene Ontology annotation, cellular component: membrane coat; AP-2 adaptor complex. The transcript is spliced from 7 exons.